GCCGUUGCGAUCACGUCGAACGUUCGCUCGCCGACCGCCGCCGCCGUUCGCCGCCCCCGGCUCGACGCCGUUCGCGCCGCGCGUCCGCCGCUCGCUGUGAAAUUGUUUAAUCACACGUGAAAUCGGAAUGAACUCGCAUCGAUAAAAAAAUCUCUUCUCCUCGUCGAACAACAAAUAUAAAAACUUACAAAACAAAAAUAAAAAUAAAAAAUAAAGCAAAACAAUUCACGAUACACACUCGUAUGUAUAAAUGUUCAUCGUUCCCAGAAAAAACAUUCAAAGCUUGGAAUUGCCAACGAAUGCAAUUGUUUCAUCACAUGCAUCACAAUCGUUAAACAAUGAUCCAUCGCGUUUUUCAUACGUUUAAAGCAAAAGGUGUUAAGAUCAAAUCUUGAAAGAUCAAGUAUAUCCUUUAAGGACGACAAUGCUGUGGUACGGAGGACUCGCGUGGAUCGUCUUGCAAACACUUCUCUACACAUCCGAAACUAGUGCAGUCAGUUGGGAAGAAUGGUGGACUUAUGACGGCAUUUCCGGUCCCGGCUUCUGGGGGCUGAUCAACCCCGAGUGGUCGCUGUGCAACAAAGGCCGGCGACAGUCGCCGGUUAAUCUCGAGCCCAAUAAACUGCUCUUCGAUCCGAACCUUCGACCCUUGCACAUCGACAAACAUCGGGUGAGCGGGACAAUAAUGAACACUGGUCACAGUGUGAUUUUCACAGUUGAAAAUGACACGAGACAUCAUAUCAAUGUGACGGGAGGACCAUUAUCCUACAAGUAUCAAUUCCACGAGAUCCACAUACACUACGGUCUUCACGAUCAAUUUGGAUCGGAGCAUUCCAUCAACGGAUACGCGUUUCCUGCCGAGAUCCAGAUUUUCGGCUUCAACUCACAGCUGUAUUCGAAUUUCUCGGAGGCGCUGCACAAAGCUCAGGGGAUCGUCGUCAUUUCCCUCCUGCUGCAGUUGGGUGACUUGUCCAAUCCAGAGCUGAGGAUAUUGACAGAACAACUAGAUAAAAUUAAAUAUGGUGGUGACGAGAUGGAAAUAAAAAGACUUUCCGUAAGAGGUUUACUUCCCGAAACGGACUACUACAUGACAUACGACGGCUCGACGACAAUGCCGGCGUGCUACGAGACGGUCACGUGGCUGAUCCUCAACAAGCCAAUUUACAUCACCAAGCAACAGAUGCUAGGACUGAGGAGACUGAUGCAGGGCGACGCCAAGCAUCCGAAAGCGCCGCUGGGCAACAACUUCCGGCCGCCGCAGCCACUCCACCAUCGGCCCGUGCGGACCAACAUCGACUUCAACGUCAAACAUCACGGCGAGACUGGAAAAGUAUGUCCGAGUAUGUACAGAGAUGUCCACUACAAGGCAAACAGCUGGAAGCAGCACUGAGGUAGAUUUCAAGAAUUUUAAGAAUAUUUCAGGACAUACAGGACUUUCAGGACCUACAGCAUCAACAGAAUUAGCCAUAUCAUCAAACGUGUAAAAUAUAUCAAAAUAACAUUAUUAAAUUAACCUAACCUAACGCAAAACUAACCUAAAAAAACUAAAUCUACAAAACAAAACAAACAAAAACGUCAUAAAAACACAAAAAUUAAAACAUAUCAUAGUCGAGAUGAAAUGGCCACACUGUCAUCGUUAUAUAUCAUGUAAAAUAACCUAUCAUGUAAAGUAUCCCUUAAUAUAAAUAAAAACAUACUGUUAAUUGUAAUAAACUAAUUUUAAGGCAUACCAAACAAGAUAUAAAACUAAAUAAAACAAAAACACAGUGAAAACUAACAGAAAAAAUGACUGAAUCUUCAAAACAAACAAAAACAAUACAACAAAAGAAGAAACAAUUGAAAUCAUAAACUAAACGUAGUGAUUUUGUGUUAAUUAAUGAGAAAUAUAAACAAACGAGCUGAAAAUGGUGAUGCUUUAUUCCUUAGAUGAACAUUACACAUUACGCUACUAGCCACUGGUAUGAAUUAUCAAGUUUUGACGUCAUGACAAAUGUUAAAAAAUGUUAAAUAACGCAAUGAAUGAACGAGAAACUAAGAGAACAAGAGCAAAUCAAUUUGUAGAUAUAUACAUUACGUGCGUGAAGAGAAAAAUUGUAUAAAUAUAAAUCAUCAAACAAUUGUGACAAACAAACAUAUUGUAAUAAUAAUCCUUGUAAUCCUUUGCAAGACCGAAGGAAUUUAUUGUUUAGUUUAGUGAAACGUUAAUUUUUCAUGAAACUGUUUCUAUUGGUUUUGGUAAAUUUGUUAAUACUUAAAUGAAUUAGGAUAAGAAUGUAACUGAAUGAUUUCCAAUGUAAAUAUCAACGUGAACAAUGUCGAGAUAUUGAUGAUUAUGAUUAGGAUAAGUAAAUAAACAACUUGAUGAUGAUCCAGGAAACGACGAAUGGAAUAAAGAAUAAAUAAAAAUUAAAUAUUGCUUAAUAA
Dalotia coriaria is the source of this 2424-nucleotide messenger RNA. RefSeq names its product Carbonic anhydrase-related protein B (gene CARPB). Gene Ontology annotation, molecular function: carbonate dehydratase activity; zinc ion binding. The transcript is spliced from 10 exons. Lineage: Eukaryota; Metazoa; Arthropoda; Insecta; Coleoptera; Staphylinidae. The record is from RefSeq and is a predicted model, not a curated record. The coding region runs from base 425 to 1390 and encodes 321 amino acids.